GCAAAACGGAACCUAUUUGCCUCCGAACCAACAAACUCUCUUCCUUCUCUCCAUCAGAUCCCUUCUCCCUUCUCUCUCCUCAUUGGAUUUCAUCUUUCAGGGAGUCCAAGGUCUGGUUACGAGGAGGAAGGGAGGAGGAUCUGAUUUCAAUUGAACACCAUGGACGUUCCUAGCUCUUGGGAUGCUUUACGCAAACAGGCUAGAAAGAUUGAAGCUCAGCUUGACGAGCAGAUGCAUUCGUAUCGCAGACUUGUUUCGACCAAGGCUUUGAUCAAGUCCGAUGGUUCGGAGAGUGACCUUGAAGCUGGGAUCGACUUACUGCUUAAGCAACUGCAACAGGUUAAUGCCCAGAUGCAAGCUUGGGUUUCUUCAGGUGGUUCAGAGAUGGUCUCCCAUACUUUAACUCGUCAUCAGGAGAUCCUUCAAGAUCUCACACAGGAGUUUUACCGACACCGAUCAAGUCUUAGAGCAAAGCAAGAGCAUGCUUCACUUCUUGAGGACUUUAGAGAAUUUGAUCGGACUAGGUUAGACUUGGAAGACGGGGAUGGCUCUACGGAACAAGCCUUGCUCAAAGAAAAUGUGGGAAUCAACCGCAACACAGCGCAGAUGGAUGGUGUCAUUUCACAAGCUCAGGCAACACUUGGUACACUCGUGUUUCAGCGUUCAACUUUUGGAGGCAUCAACUCUAAGCUUAGCAAUGUCACCAGCCGUCUACCCACGGUAAACACUAUUCUGUCAGCGAUAAAGAGGAAAAAGUCGAUGGAUACAAUCAUUCUUUCACUAGUUGCGGCUGUAUGCACAUUUCUCAUAUUGAUCUACUGGUUAACCAAGUAAAAAUUUGUCCUUUUUCUCAAUUUAUCUCACUCUGUUGAGCCACGUCUGGUUUUCCCAUGAUGUCAACUUGUUAUGUGAUCAUCUGUGUCCUAGUAAAGAAUCUAAAGGCAAAAAACUUAAAUAUUUUGUGUACAGCAAAACUUCAUUCCUAUCCUUGCAGUUUUGACCAGCUUAUACAACCAUCUGUUUCUUUCA
This is a messenger RNA of Raphanus sativus (radish), 1029 nucleotides long. RefSeq names its product Golgi SNAP receptor complex member 1-1. The transcript is spliced from 5 exons. NCBI's taxonomy places the organism in Eukaryota, Viridiplantae, Streptophyta, Magnoliopsida, Brassicales, Brassicaceae. Bases 160 to 834 code for a protein of 224 amino acids. The record is from RefSeq and is a predicted model, not a curated record. Gene Ontology annotation, molecular function: SNAP receptor activity. Gene Ontology annotation, biological process: endoplasmic reticulum to Golgi vesicle-mediated transport; vesicle fusion. Gene Ontology annotation, cellular component: Golgi membrane; cis-Golgi network; Golgi medial cisterna.